Molecule: messenger RNA, 4476 nt
Organism: Closterium sp. NIES-65
Lineage: Eukaryota; Viridiplantae; Streptophyta; Zygnematophyceae; Desmidiales; Closteriaceae
Source: the annotation of a GenBank genome assembly
AUGGGCAUACGGCCGUUGGCAGGAGUGCAGCGGAACGGGAGUAGUGCUGCAGGGAAUGGUACCAGUGGAAGGAGCAACGGCUCGAUUGUAGAAUUUACUGUCAGCACUUUCAACAGCACUGCCGCCAACGGCACUGCAACCAACGGCACUGCAACCAACGGCACUGCAACCAACGGCCUCACAACCAACAGCACCACAAGCACCAGCUCUCCACCCACCGCUGCUCCAUCCCGCACACCUUCCAGCAUACCUAUACCCUCCCCCAAGAACAAGACCUCCACGACACCUUCAGACACCAUCCCAAUCACCCCUCCCUCAACCGAAUCCAAAACCCUCCUCACCUUCUCCGACCCCUCUCUAGCCCUCAUGGCGCCCAUAUUCGAAUCCGCCAGGGCGUUCAACGCGCGGGAUGCACUCACUCUCUGGUACUCUCUCCCUGUGCCCGAACCUGCCUACUACGUGGUGCGGCUGUACUUUGCAGAGCUUGUGAACCGAGUGCCAGGAGCAAGGCGGUUCAAUGUGAGCGUGGAGGGAACCGAGGUGCUGCCUGCGUUUGCCAUCGGGCAACGGUUCCCCACUGUGGAUCGCACCCGCGCAGCUGCUGCUGGGGCUGCUGGCGGUGGUUUUGGGCGGGGUUUCAGUGACGGCUCUGUGGACGUGUUCUUCACCUCGGGGGACAUCGGUGACCCCGUCAUCUCCGCCAUCUCUGUAAGAUCAUGCCAAUGCUGGAACGUUGCUGCCUGGGUUGGUGUAAUGAUGUUUGAUUUGAGGUGCCUCAAAAGACAGCGCCUCUGUGGACGUGUUCUUCACCUCGGGAGACACCGGCGACCCCACCAUCUCCGCCAUCUCUGUAAGAUGCUACCAUGUUGGUGUGGUGAUGGCGCUCCUGAUGCUGCCGUUGGUGUGGUGAUGUUUGAGGCUCUUCAAAAGACAGAUGGCUCUGUGGGCGUGUUCUUCACCUCGGGGGACACCGGCGACCCCAUCAUCUCCGCCAUCUCUGUGCUCGAGUGCCCAAAAGGAAUGUACAACCUCACAGCACCGAACAGCACCGCUGUGCUUGCUUCGCUGUACCACAUUGGGGCGGGAUUGACACCCAACUCGUUCUUCCUGGACGCCAUUGGCCGCUCGUGGCUGCCUGACACGCCGUACCUUGCCGCCCCUUCGCCGGCCAACACAAUGACUGUGGACAACGCUCCUGGGAUUUACAACUCGCUGUUCUCAAUGGAGAACGGAGACAACCCCAACAUGCCGCCAGAUGCCGUAUUCACUGUCAGUACUCCCUCCCCUGCCUCCAUGCCGUAUUCACUGUCAAAAUGGCGCACAACUGUGAACGGGCACGAGACGGAGCCGCAGGCGCGGUUCAAGGCGCACACGCUGCAGUACGUCUUCCCCGUGCCGCCCUCCACGCCCCUUGCUGUCUUCCUCGGCUUCCGAGACGGGCUGUUUGAUUUUCCGGGGGCGCGCUUCCUGCAAGUGUUCGUGGACGGUCAGCUGGCUGUGAAGCCCUUUGAUGCCUUUGCUCCGCCCGCCAACUAUUUGGCCAAGGAGCUUUACGUCGACUCGAAAGUCAACUCUGCUUACGCUCCUCCCAACCCUAUCUCCCUUUACAUCCCCAUCACCUCUCUCCCAUCCCCCGCCGCACAUCUUCUGUCCUUUCUCCCAUUCAUCCCCUCUCUGCAUCGCCUCUUCCUGUCACGUCUAAGCCACCACAUCUCCCUAACCGAUCCUCUUCCUUUGCCUGCUUUCCCCUCUGCUUCGCCACUGCCUGGACGCGAUCGUGAAAGCGGUGGAGGUGUGCCACUUGCUGCAGUGGCAGGAGGGGCGGAUGAAGGCUUCAAGCCAAUAUGUUCCUUUCCAUCCCACCUCCCGUUUGUCCACGUAUCUCUCCCCCCCUCUCCCAGGGACUCGUUUGUGAAUGCAGUGGAGGUGUGCCAUGUGCUGCAGUGGCAUAAGGGGCCGGAGGAGGAGGGCCUCGCAUGGGAGGAGGGGCGCGAGGCGACGUUCAAGACCACUUUGCAGGCGGCACAGCAGCAGGCAGACCCCACUGUCGUCGUGCAGUCCGUCUGGCGGUGGCAGGAGGGGCGCGAGGCGGCGUUCAAGGCCACUCUGCAGGCGGCACAGCAGCAAUCGGAGGCCAUUGUGGUGGUGCAGUCUGGCAUCCUGCUGGGAGUGGUGUCAGCAGUCUUUGUGCUAGCUAUCGCCCUGGCAGUGCUGUUAGGCAUGAGAUGGCUCAAUGCGCGCAGAGCAGCAGCGGCAGCAGCUGAAUCCGAAAAGGAGAAGCUCCUGGGCGCCCGACCCAACAGCCGCUUCAACCGCCGAGCCAACGCCGCAGGCUCGGUGUCGUACAUGGGCAGCAGCUUUGGCGGAGGGAUGAACGGCAGCAGCGGAGGGGGCAGUGGGGGCGGCGGGGCAGGGAGCAAGGCGAUAUCAGCGUUUGGAGCACACUGCUUCACGUGGGAGGAGAUGAGGGAGGCCACUAACGACUUUGCACCCGCCAAUGUGAUCGGCAAGGGAGGGUUCGGACAGGUGUUCCGGGGGCAGUUGGAGAGUGGGCACAUGGUGGCAGUGAAGCGGCUGGACGUGGGGUCGGAUCAGGGCGAGAAGGAGCUCGUCACCGAGGUGUUCCGGGGGCAGUUGGAGAGUGGGCACAUGGUGGCGGUGAAGCGGCUGGACGUGGGGUCGGAUCAGGGCGAGAAGGAGUUUGUCACCGAGGUCGAGCUGCUCACGCGCCUGCACCACCGCCACCUCGUGUCGCUCAUUGGCUUCUGUGAGGAGGACGACCAGCGCCUCAUGCUCGUCUAUGAAUACGUGCCCAAUGGCACGCUCAGGCAUGCACUGCAUGAUGCUGACAAGGCUCGGGAAAUGACCUGGAACCUUCGCCUCAGGGUGGCGUUGGGAGCAGCCAGAGGAAUCGAGUACCUGCACCGAGGCGCCCUGCCACCUGUCAUCCACCGCGACAUCAAGACGACCAACAUACUGCUGGACUAUCAGAUGAACGCCAAGGUGGCGGACUUUGGGCUGUCCCGCCUGGCACAGCAGGCUGUGAGCGGCACGCACCUGGACCUCAUCAGCACCAACGUCAAGGGCACCAUGGGCUACCUGGAUCCCAACUACUACACGAAGCAGCAGCUGACGGAGAAGAGUGACGUGUACAGCUUCGGGGUCAUCCUGCUGGAGCUCAUCUCCGGCAAGGUCCCCAUCUGGAUGGAGCCCCGCGCCCCCCCCGCCACAACCGCUGCCGCUGCUGCUGAUGGUGGUGAUAGUGCUGGUGGUGAUGGUGGUGAUGGUGGUGAUGGUGGUGAUGGUGGUGAUGGUGGUGUUGGUGGUGUUGGCAGUGCUGCUGCUGGCGAAGGCAGUGUUGCUGAUGAUAGUGCUUCUGGCGCUGAUGGUGCUGCUGCUGGUGGUGCUGGUGGCGAUAGUGGAGGUGGAGGUGGAGGAGGAGGAGGAGGAGGGGUGGAGGGCAGGCAGGUGCAUGACAUGGACAGUGACGAUGAUGACGAGGACGACGAUGAGGACCGGCUCAUGAACCUCGUUGAAUGGGCGUCACCGCGCAUAGAGGCGGGGCGGGUGGACGUGGUAGCAGCAAGGGAGCUGCAGGCGGCGUCAGAGGCGGUGCUGCAGUCCAUGCAGGCCGUGGGGGAGCUGGCUCUCGCAUGCCUUGAGAUGCAGGCGCGCAACCGCCCCACCAUGUCGCAGGUUGUGCGGCAGCUAGAAGAAAUCCAGCUGGCGCUCGCAGAAGAAGACGAGGACGCCAUUCAGAUGCUGCCCCUCUCCACCGCCUCCACCUCAGCAGCAGCAGCAGCAGCAGCCAACCUCGGGGCCUCCCUCACCGCAUCUGGCAUCCCUCCGCCUCUCCCUCUGCCCACGGUGGACGAGGAUGCCUCAGCAGACUUCUCCCACCCCAGUGCGGCCAGCAACAGCAACGUUUCGGCUUCCAACCGUGCCUCGCCGCGCAUUUCCCCUCGCAGUCCUGGCAAUGGGGUUGAUGCUGCCGGUUCUGGUAGCUUCACCUCCCCACGAGGCACCCACAAGCCAGAAGGGAGUGCUGGUGCUGCUGCUGCUGCUGGUGCUGGUUUUGGUGCUGGUGCGAUCAAGUCACCUCGUACUCUCAUCACCUCGCCUUACUCCCCUGCCCCGCUCAAUCGAACCUCCUCCCUCCCCUCACCUUCAUCUUCCCACCCCCCCGCCCUCUCCCCCAAAUCGGCACUCUCUCCCUCGUCCAAGCCUGCAGCCUGGGCCAAUCAGUGCUGGCCACGUGGCACAGGGAACAGGCCUGGCAGCAGCAGCAGCAAGGGCAAGGAGAAGGGAGCUGGUGCUGCUGGGGAGAAUGGCAUGCAAGUGCAGGAGGGGGAGAGAAUGGAGGAAGUGGAGGUGGGGCAGGAGGGGGAGCAGGUGGAGAUUCAGAGCCCUAUAAUAGAGUCGGACCAGGCACCGCUCAAAUCGGCUAAGUACCUCUCCAGCGGCCCAUUGUUGUAG